AAGCGGGGCUCGGGCCGGGCCGCGGCGGAGCCCCGGAGCCAUGAGCCAGGCGGAGCUGUCCAGCUGCUCGGCGCCGCAGCGGCAGCGCAUCUUCCAGGAGGCGGUGCGGCGCGGCAACACGAAGGAGCUGCAGUCGCUGCUGCAGAGCAUGACGAACUGCGAGUUCAACGUCAACUCCUUCGGGCCCGAGGGGCAGACGGCGCUGCACCAGUCCGUCAUCGACGGCAACCUGGAGCUCGUCAAGCUGCUCGUCAAGUUUGGCGCCGACAUCCGCCUGGCCAACCGCGACGGCUGGAGCGCGCUGCACAUCGCCGCCUUCGGGGGCCACCAGGACAUCGUGCUCUACCUGAUCACCAAGGCCAAGUACUCCUCGGGCGGGCGGUGACGGGCGCGGCCCGGGCC
Molecule: messenger RNA, 402 nt
Organism: Gavialis gangeticus (Gharial)
Lineage: Eukaryota; Metazoa; Chordata; Crocodylia; Gavialidae
Gene: NRARP
Product: NOTCH-regulated ankyrin repeat protein
Exons: 1
Coding region: 41-385 (114 amino acids)
Cellular component (GO): cytoplasm
Molecular function (GO): phosphatase regulator activity; protein binding; enzyme inhibitor activity
Source: RefSeq, a predicted model, not a curated record